AUGGACAUCAGCCUAUUUGGCCUUGCAAGAAACACUCUUCCUCGCGUCCCGCUAAUUCUCAAAACCGCUAUACUUGCGCUCUUUGGGUGGUCACCUAAUAGCUCUGUUCAAGAUGCUGUCACUGAGAUUAUUGCCGUCAUGGCUCGUCCUACCCUCGGUAACCCAGUAUCCUUGUUGAAGUCUCAACAGCAGACGAAGAUAGACUAUGGCAUAUGGGGUCGCAUGUGGGUGUCGAAAUAUACGAUCCUGAGCCCCGAGAAGAAACCCAACAGCCACCUAGGCAUCUGCGAGGUUCAAGACGCUCUGACUAAGGCUAUCGAGGCUUUGGGAGAUGGCUCUGACCAUUACACACAGCCAAAGGCUGUUAAUGUAGAAGCAGAAUGGACAGGCUAUCGUGGGGGAGUUUCCCACAUUGCAAGGUCCCCAGACAUUUCAGAGAGAGACAAAUAUGAACAAAUGAUGAAGGAGGUUGAGAUAGACUCGCCUGUCAUCCUCUACUUACAUGGUGGUGCUUUCUGUUUGAUGGACCCCGCCACACAUCGAUGGACAACCUCCGGUCUCGCCCAGCAAACCCGCGGUCGAUGUCUCUCAGUACGGUAUCGACUUUCACCUCAGUAUCCAUUCCCAUCAGCGCUCCUCGAUUGCCUCAUUGCGUAUCUCGCCCUACUUUGCCCACCGCCUGGAUCCUUCCAUGAACCCAUUUCUCCAUCUCAGAUCAUCCUAGCAGGUGAUUCAUCUGGGGCUGGUCUAGCGGCAUCGCUCCUCCAGAUUCUACUCACUCUCCCUCGUAUAGGGAUAUCACGUAUAUACUUCCACGACCGCCAUGUAGACAUUACAGUUCCAUUAGCCGGUCUGGCGUUCACCUCGCCUUGGCUAGACCUAUCUCGCUCCCUUCCCUCCGUAACACGAAACUCCCGCUACGAUAUUAUUGCGCCCCCGUCUGAAGACCGCACUAUUCCUCAUCCGAAUUUCCCUCCCGAUUCGGUCUGGCCAACAGUUCCUCCUCGAGUGGAGACAUAUUGUGAAGCGACAAUGGUGGAUCAUCCACUCGUCAGUCCUUUGGCCACGCAUAAAUAUCUUUGGGAUGGAGCACCUCCUGUAUAUCUCUCUGUGGGGUGGGAAGGUAUGCAGGAUGAGGCAGAGGUAUUUGCACGAAGAGUUUACGAGGCUGGUGGAACGGUGGGGUUUGACGGAUACGAGGGAAUGCCACACGGCUUCUCCAUGAUACCAUGGAACAAAGCUGGGAGAUCUGCGUUUACGAAUUGGGCCGCAUUUUGCAAGCAGGCGGUUGGUGGAGGAAUACAGAGAGUUGAUUAUGGAACAUGGACUAAUAAACAUGGCGUCGUGAGAGUAGUGAGCUUAAUGGAUCUGGGUAUGAGAAGACAGGGCGGGGUGCAAGUGCGGGAUGAGGACCUUGACGAUGCCAAGGUCGAUCAAUACAUGGCCAUUCAGAGAGACUGGAGGGUAAAACUGGAAGAACAACUUAGGGUCGAGUGCGAAGUGACUACACAGACUGUUCGAGCUCAAGAAGUUACUCGAUGGACAGCAGCUAGGAUGAGGCCUCGAGAAGGCCGACUGGCUACACGAAACUACUUAUAG
Lachnellula hyalina is the source of this 1599-nucleotide messenger RNA. Its product is annotated as Esterase. The coding region runs from base 1 to 1599 and encodes 532 amino acids. Gene Ontology annotation, molecular function: hydrolase activity. The record is from RefSeq and is a predicted model, not a curated record. NCBI's taxonomy places the organism in Eukaryota, Fungi, Ascomycota, Leotiomycetes, Helotiales, Lachnaceae. The transcript is spliced from 2 exons.